ACAUGGUUGAAGAGUCUGUUGACGACAUGUAUGAUGGCUGCAGAGACGCAAUGAGGAACAUCCUCAAAAAUAAUUUCUCCGGGCUGAAGAAAGGACUCUGGAAAAUAAGUAACAGCUGUGCAAACCAGAAACUAAAAGAAAGACGUCCAGAAGACAAGGCUCUGACCAUAGAUGACCUGAAAGCUAUCUGUAUGUACACAGGUCCAGAAUAUUAUGCUCAGCUCAAUAAAGACACCAGGACACAAAAGAAUACAUACGGUGGGUCAUUCAAGUUCCACAAAUUACAUUUCUAUCUGACCACAGCCUUACAAAUCCUGAAUCCUAAUAAAAAAUGUCACACCACCUAUAGACGGACUAAGGAUAGAUAUGAAGGUCAAGUUGGCCAAAGAAUCAGAUUUGGCUACUUUGCUUCCAGCUCCACAAGGUUUGACCUGUUUGACUUUGGUAAUGAGACUUGCUUUAAAAUUCAAACUUGUUUAGGUGCAGAUUUGAAAAAGAGAUCAGUGUAUCCAGAUGAGUGUGAAAUUCUAAUCCCACCAUAUGAGAUGUUCACCAUCAUGGAAAAAAUCCCAAAACAUAAAGCACCUGUAGGUCUGAAAGACUGUAAUGUUGUUUAUGUUUUGAAGCAUUCAGGGRCUCGGAGCAAUCUGAACUGUAAACUGGUUGGAAAGUUCAAAGGUUCAUCAGCAGCAAGUUGGAUUAAACCAGUGGUUCCCAAACCUUUUCUGACGGGCCCCCCUUUGGUUUAUAAAAAUAAUUUAAUGCCCCGGGAGGGCCCGCUUUCUUCACCUCGCCUCAGGUGCGGUAGGGUCARCACCCUGCCUCCAAACUGGUUCGGUCUCAUCCCGUCCAGGGUGAGGAGUUUGGAGAAGAAUGUGCAGGAAAUGUCCAGACUCACUCUGGGCCCCAACCCGAUCCCCUUAUGGGCCCGGGCCAGGGGCAUGCUGCCCUCCCAGCCCCCCCUGAAGCUUCGCCCCUGUUACCAGUGA
This is a messenger RNA of Austrofundulus limnaeus, 989 nucleotides long. Its product is annotated as T-cell ecto-ADP-ribosyltransferase 1. Gene Ontology annotation, molecular function: NAD+-protein-arginine ADP-ribosyltransferase activity; NAD+ poly-ADP-ribosyltransferase activity. NCBI's taxonomy places the organism in Eukaryota, Metazoa, Chordata, Actinopteri, Cyprinodontiformes, Rivulidae. The record is from RefSeq and is a predicted model, not a curated record.